AUGGGCUCUUCAAGCACCACCGCGACCGCACUGGAGCAGAAAGGCUCAGACGAGGAAAUGGUUCUAAAUGACCUGCACAUCGAGACGGGGGACCAAAAUGCCGUGAAAAACUUGUUAGACGACACCAUUGUCGAGUUUUUUAAAGAAAAUAAGAAGUAUCAGCUGCACUAUGGCUGGGAUAACGCCAAAAUGAUACUCAUGGCGGUAGCAAUUAUCAUUGCGGCCAUCUCUCACUUUUACAAACCGUCUUUUAUCUCUGAGAAUGUCCUCAUAUAUAUCUGUGUUUCGGGAUUCUUUUUCAUUCAAGCGUUGUUGGUCGCUUACGCCACGUUUAUUGAAAAGGACAUUCUUUUGCGCAUGACCCGAGCGGGAUCGAAUCCUGGUAAAACCAUUCUGGUGCGGACGACAUUUCCAUACUCCGAGGCGCACUACACCGUCAGUAUUCAUCAAGCUGACGCGAAGGAGAAACCACGAAAGGAAGAAUUAUACGUUGGUCGUUUCUUUGACAAGGAGGGUUAUUUCAGCAAAGAAGCUUUCUUAAAAGACAUUGAGACCGUCCUCUCGCGUUUUGAACAAAAAGACAAGAAGCAGUAA
Plasmopara halstedii is the source of this 594-nucleotide messenger RNA. RefSeq names its product signal peptidase complex subunit 2. Gene Ontology annotation, cellular component: membrane; signal peptidase complex. Gene Ontology annotation, biological process: protein targeting to ER. The coding region runs from base 1 to 594 and encodes 197 amino acids. The transcript is spliced from 4 exons. The record is from RefSeq and is a predicted model, not a curated record. Lineage: Eukaryota; Oomycota; Peronosporomycetes; Peronosporales; Peronosporaceae.